AUGUACGAACUCUUUGUCACUUUACACAUUCCAAUUUCCCUGAUUUUCAUCGCCAUGAUGUUUUGGCACUGCAAUAACUUCCUCACCUCCUGGCAUUAUUUGAUCUCUAGCCUUGCUCUUUGGGGAGUAUCAUACCUUGCUAGGGUGUUCUACUUAAACUGGUUGAACCCAUUCCGCCUUUCGUUCCUCAUUGGAGAAGAGUCGGCGGUUACAAUUUUACCAGAUAACGCUGUCAAGGUCACAAUACCUACCCAAAUGAAAUGGAGGCCCGGCCAGUACGUAUACCUCCGUAUGCCGGGAAUAUCUAUGCUUCAAAACCAUCCUUUCACCAUUGCCUCUCUCUGCAGCGACGACUUUCCAUCUAGCUAUGGAUCAAAAUACCGCGAUAUGACCCUUGUAUUUCGACCAUUUGAUGGGCCCUAUGGCGGAGUUCGCAGAGAACUCUCCUCCUUUGACGAUGUUGUGUUCUUCGCUGGUGGCAGCGGAAUUACUGCAAUUGCAAGCCAGCUACUUGACCUGAUCAAGAGAAUGCGUGAUGGAAAGGCCAGAACCAGAACAGUGAAAGUUGUAUGGGCUUUGAAGCGACCAGACACCAUGGACUGGUUCAAGGAGGAGCUACGCAUUUGUCGUGAAUGCGCACCGCCCAACUCCAUGUUUUGCAAUUUCUACCUGACUGGCGCAAAACGAUACGACAAAAAUGCCGAAGUCGUUUCUCACCCACGUCCACAAAGCGGCGACUUCCACGAUAAACUCAAUGAUGUCUUUCAGGGGGUUGCUAGCAAGAGAAACUCUGCGUAUAUUCGAGAAGAAGCUGGCGGGGAUGAAGACAAAGAAAGAGAGCUGCGAAGGGAGAACGAGGAUAGCAUCUCUGCACUGCCAAACGCACACUUAGCCGCUCGUCCACGGAUACAGACUGGGCAUAUUAACCCAUAUUUCCCUGAGACGCCCAACUCUAUGAUGUCUUCUCCAGAGGAGAAUGACGGCCCCAACUUCGGGUUUCCUAGCACUCCGACCAUGCUACAGAAGAAUCUAAUGCGCUUCGCCUUUUUCCCAAGGCAGAAAAGGGACGGCUGGAAAACAGAAUAUGGCAGACCGGACAUACCCUUUAUGUUGAAGCAAUUCUCCAAGGAGUUCGGUCGACGGACCUGUGUUUUCGUGUGCGGGCCACCGAGCAUGCGGGUUGACGUCGCAAAUACAGUCGCCAAGCUACAAACCACAGUCAUGAAUGACCCGAAUAAAGAUGAAUUGUUUUUGCAUACUGAAAACUAUGCAAUCUGA
Messenger RNA from Trichophyton verrucosum HKI 0517, 1278 nucleotides. RefSeq lists its product as uncharacterized. The transcript has 2 exons. Gene Ontology annotation, biological process: intracellular iron ion homeostasis; copper ion import; iron ion transport. The record is from RefSeq and is a predicted model, not a curated record. Bases 1 to 1278 code for a protein of 425 amino acids. Gene Ontology annotation, molecular function: ferric-chelate reductase activity. NCBI's taxonomy places the organism in Eukaryota, Fungi, Ascomycota, Eurotiomycetes, Onygenales, Arthrodermataceae. Gene Ontology annotation, cellular component: plasma membrane.